UUUGUCUGGCCAUAAAAUAGCGCUCCAGCUAUUCAUUGGUGGAAAACACACGUCAAUAUUACCCAUACUUCGUUGUUGUACACUGCUGAGAAAACGCCUACCAAAAAUAUGAUUGGACGUAAUUGUGCGAAACCCCGCCCUCUACAUCCGACCCGUCUCCAACUUUUGCCUGAGCUUGAAAUGAAAUCCUUUGGGCACGAGAGAAAUUCACCGUUUUACUCAUGAAUUAAGACUUUCACAACAGGAAUAACAAGAAAUGUGUUGAUGCUGGAGUCGACAUGGCGUGAAGUCCUUUGAGUAGUAAAUAUCCAUCAAAUAUUCUCAAAGAGGGCCGGGCGUGAUGGCGGAGGGUGAGGAGGCCAUGAGCCAGGAGGACUGGAAGGACAAGUGCGUAGUCCUGGAGGCGCUGCUGAUGAAGUUCAGAGUGCAGAUCAUCAAGAUCAGAGAACUCACCGCUGACAAGAUUCAACAGUUGGAGACGCAGGUGAUCGAUGCGGAAAAACGGGCCUUCACCGCUCACCAGCAGGUGCAGUGGAUGGAGGAGAAGCUGAAGGCUCCAGACAGUCAGUCCGGAGACUCGGAGGUGCGUUUGUUCCAGCGGUGCCAGGAGCUGCAGGCCGUGGUGCAAGAGAAGGAGGACGCCAUCGCACAGCUGGAGCAGCAGCUGGAGGAGCAGAAACAGAUCCGACUUCAGGACUCCAAAACAGUGGAGGAGAAAGCAGCCAGAAUCAAGGAAUGGGUGAUGCUGAAGUUAUCAGAGUUUGAGGUGGAGAACGCUGCGCUAAGAGAAACCAACAAGCAACAGGAGGCUCAGAUUCUGGAGUUACAGAAACAAGUGCAGGCCUUUGAGCAGAAGUGUGGUGCGGGAAGAGGAGUCCUAUGCAGACAAGGGGAGGCCCAGCGGCUCAGCAGCCUGACGUUCGGCUGUUUCCAGGUGAGGGGGAAGAGCCCCCAGGUCCUUACUGGACCAGCACCCUGCCAGAGGACCCUCAGCACCCAGGGAGAGGCUGAGGACAUAGAAGAAAACGAGAUUAGCGGUGAGCAGGCAGCCUCCUCAGGGACAAACGGUGACAUCCAGACCCCUGACCCCACCGGACAUCUGGGGGACGAGAGUGCGUCUGAGAGCCUGGGAGAUCCCGCUCGUGGCCCCGAGUCCCGCUGCGUUUCCUCCGUGCUCUCCAGCGCCGUCUCAGAGGGGGGAGGGGGGGGCUUGGGCGGUGUGGAGUUCAGCCGCCCCGGCAGUGAGACCUACCUGACUGCCUCGGACGACAGCAGCUCUCUGUUCGACGAUGACAUGCAGCGCGCCGAGCGGCCCCGCUUCAGCCUGCUGGGGUCCUCGGAUGGGCCCCUGGGAGGGUGUAAGGAGGAGGAGGAGGGGGGCAAACUGGAAGACUACACCUCUGAGGAGCUAAACAAACGCUUUCAAUCACAGAGACUCGACUCCUCAUCGUCUUCCAGCGAGCCCAACACCCCCAGCCCCAUCCUCACGCCCGCCCUCACCCCCAAACGUCCAAACCCGCCUCAGGACCCGAGGGACAACCCUGCCUCCCCCAAACAGCCCCGCCUGCGGACCCCGGCAGGAUUCGGGCUGAUGAACGUAGCUCUGGCUAAGAAACACCUGAGCCAGCCCCCCAUCAGCAGUGAGGCCGCACACGGACACACGCGUAACGCCCUCAGCAUGCUGCGCCCCCUCCGCCCGCAGGAAACAGACCUCGACCAGGAACAGGAGGUCGGCAUGGAGACCGGAAGGGACAUGCCUGGUCCUCCUGAAUCAGAGGUCAUCACAGGGCAGGACAGUGACAGCUCCGUGCCCCCCACACCCCCGCUACACAGGCUGCCCUCCUGGGAGAGUCGUAUAUAUGCUGUGGCCAAGUCAGGGAUCCGGCUGUCUGAGACUUCCUGCACAGACCCUGCUAGCAAAGACCACUCACUCAAGUCCUCCUAUCCUGCCUUUGUAAUGUACACCUCCCUCAUCUACAGAAACAUGACUACUCCAGUGUAUACGACUCUGAAGGGGAAAGCCACCCUGCUGAGCAGCAGUCCGUUCUCAGACGAGUCGUCCAGCUCCGAGGAGUCGUCCAGCUCCGGAGAGGAGGACGCCUCCAUCUGCAGCUCUCACACCUCCUCCAGCUCCCGCAAGGACAGCAGCCCCGGCAGCCCGCGCUCGCUCAAGAGAGCUGUGUCCAUGUCUUCCAUGACAUCAGAGAGCGACUACGCCAUCCCCCCUGACGCCUACUCCACCGACACAGAGUGCUCUGAACCGGAGCAGAAACUCCCCAAGACCUGCUCCACAGUCAGUGACAACGGCAAGAGUGAACCAAUGGAGAAGUCCGGCUACCUGUUAAAAAUGGUGAAGACGUGGAAGAAGACUUGGAAGAGACGCUGGUUUGUCCUCAAAGACGGAGAGCUGCUCUACUACAACUCACCUAGUGAUGUGAUCAGGAAACGUCAGGGUCAGAUCGAGGUCAACGCCACCAGCAGCAUCGCCCGUGGUGACGGUAAACAAGUCCUCCAGGUGGUGACAGGUAAGCGUGUGUACUACCUGAAGGCGGACUCCCCCAACCUGCUGGAGGAGUGGCUGCGGGUGCUGCAGAGCGUGCUCCGGCUGAAGGCUGCCAGUCCUCUCUUCACUCAGCCCGACAUCCGGCCCGGCAUGAAGGGACUGCUCAUCAAGGUGAAGCACGGCUACUCCAAGCGGGUUUGGUGUGCUCUGAUUGGAAAAACCUUGUACUACUUCCGCAGCCAAGAGGACAAGUUCCCCCUGGGUCAGAUCAAGCUGUGGGAGGCCAAGGUGGAGGAGGUGGACAGGUCAAGAGAUUCUGAUGACGAACUGAAGGCAUGUGGGCGGGGCUUACAGGCGGCACCUUUUACCAUCACCAUCCACCCUCAGGAGCAGGGGCCCACCUACCUGCUCAUCGAGUCCCGCCACCAGAAGGAUGCGUGGCUGUACCAUCUCUCUAUGGCAGCGGGCACCACCGUGGGGAAAGUCGGCACGGAGUUCGAACAACUGGUGGGAAAACUCUUCCAGCUGGAUGGAGAUUCAAACUCUCAGCUCUGGAGACACCCCAUGUUGUGUUUCAGUAAGGAAGCUCUGUUAUCUCCUCUGACCACGCUGCCUUCACAAGCUCUGCAGACAGAGGCUGUUAAACUCUUCAAGACGUGUCAGCUCUUCAUCAACGUGGCCAUCGAUGCUCCGGCCAUCGACUACCAUGUCUCGCUGGCCCAGAGUGCAUUGCAGGUGUGUCUGGCCCACCCCGAGCUGCAGAACGAGUUCUUCUGCCAGCUCAUAAAGCAGACCUGCAGGAGGCAGCCACACGGCCACCCAGCACCCCUGCAGGGAUGGCAGUUUCUGGCUCUGUGUGUGGGACUGUUUCUGCCUCAGCAUCCGUUCCUCUGGCUGCUGCAGGUUCACCUGAAGAGACACGGAGACUCCAGGACGGAGGCGGGGAAGUAUGCUGUGUACUGCCAGCGCUCCAUGGAGAGGACGCAGCAGAAGGGAGAGAGGCAGGCCAGGCCGUCCCGAAUGGAGAUCCUGUCCAUCCUCCUGAGGAACCCCUACCAUCACUCCCUGCCCUUCAGCGUGCCUGUUCACUUCCUCAAUAACACCUACCAGGUGGUGAGCUUCGAUGCUUCGACCACAGUGGACGAGUUCCAGUGUCGCCUGAACCAGGACACCGGCAUCAGGAAGACGGGUCUGUCUGGGUUCAGCCUGUUCACUGACGACCCGACGGGACGAGAGCUGGAGCACUGUUUGCAGGGAGCCAUCAAGAUUUGUGACAUUAUCUCCAAAUGGGAGCAAGCUUCGAAGGAGCAGCACACUGGCAAGUCUGAAAACACCAGGACUGUCCGCCUCACCUACAAGAACAGGCUGUACUCCUCUCUCCAGGUCAGGGGGGAGUCAGAGAGGGAGAGGUUGCUGCUGGCCUAUCAGACAAAUGAGGCUAUUGUAGCGGGACACUUCCCUGUCAACAAGGAACUGGCUCUGGAAAUGGCUGCCCUGCUGGCCCAGGUGGAGUUUGGAGACUUUGAGCGUCCCUUCUCUGCUCCUGGAUCAGCACAGACCAAGUCCAACCAAACCCUCAAACAGGUUCUGGACAGAUUUUAUCCCAAACAUUACCGGAGAACCACAUCUGAAGAGCAGCUCAGACAACUGCUGCAGCGCCUCUCCGCCCGCUGGGCCUCCCUCAGGGGGCGAAGUCCAUCGGAGUGUGUCAGGAUCUACCUGACCGUUGCCAGGAAGUGGCCUUUCUUUGGAGCCAUGUUAUUUGAAGCAGAGGCCAUCCCUCCCUCUCCGGAGCAGGGGGCUCGUGUUUGGCUGGCGGUGCAUGAAGAUGGUAUCAGCGUUCUGGAGCACAACUCUGUCAAGCUCCUGGUGUCCCACCCUUAUAAGACCUUGGUGACGUUUGGCGGCUGCAAACAGGACUUCAUGCUGGUAGUGGGACAGAGCAAAGACAAACCUACAGAGAAACAUCUGUUUGCUAUGGACGCCUCAAAGAUAAGGGAGAUCACCCUGCUCAUCUCCGGUUACAUCAACAGCGCUCAUCAGCAGAAGGCGGCGGCGCACCACCUCUCCGCCCCGGCGCUGAUGGUGGCGCAGCCCAUCAGCCUGAAGAGCAAAGAGCUGAGGAGCAAAUCCCCCCCGACUCUGGGACGCCCCAGCAAAACUCCCACGCUGCUGUGACGACACAAACAUAACUCGCCCUGAGAAAUAUCAACCCUUUUGCUUCACUUAUAUAACAAAAAUGAAGGAUUUACCUACAGUACAGGUUUAGUUGCACUAGGCCAGAAUCCUUUCUGUCCUGUAGAUGUGACUCAUUGGCCCGGAUUCAUUUCUGGAAUGUGGAAUGGUCACUUCUCUAAAGCGUAAUUGCCCCAUCCAGAUGAGUUUGGACUUGUCUCCUAUUUGGUAAGUUGUAUUAUGAACGAGCAGCUGAGGUUGCAGCAGUUUACCCACAUCAUCACUCAGGAUUUCUGGAAUGUCCUGUCCUUUCAUUUCAAGCGUAUAAAAGGUGAUUUAUAAACCUGGAGCAGUGUGUUGUAAUACCCUCAAAAGUGUCUUAAAACAACAUUCUUUUAAGACAUUGUUUGUCACUGAUGAAUGUGUUGCAUUCAAGUGCCGACUUCAAAGAAAAGUCAACACUCUUUAUUGACAGACUGAGCUAGCGUUUUGCAGUCUCAUUAUUAAUCUACCUGUACCUUGUGCAACAUUAACUUGUUCAAAGAUGCUGUUUGAAGUAAAUUAUUGUAUUCUGGCUUUAACCAAAUAAGAGGCAAUGACUCUUUGUUAGGGAAUAAUUAAGACAGUGUUUUUUUAUUUUUCCUUCCCCCUGUAGGGUAUUGAAACCCUACCAGGAAGUGAAACCCAGACAGUGUUAGAUAUAAUGAUACUGAACGAUAUGAUGAAAGCAGACGGAAAGACUGAAGAACACUGUUCAAAAAGUGAAGUGAAAUCGAUGAGUUGGCGGUUUGUCUAACUUAAAAAGGACACCAGUUUAGACCCUGUGUGCUCUUAGUUACUGAACAGUCAGGAGAGUGGUGGCACUUUAAUCAAAUACUUCAAGCCUUUCUGGUGAAGAGUAACUGAAACCAGCUAGAUGCCUUCAUUUAAAGGGCCCUAUUAUGCUUUUGGGGGUUUUCCCUUUCCUGUAGUGCGUUAUAUAGGUUUUUGAGCAUUGACAUGGUCUGCAAAGGCUAAAAUCCCUAAGACUCCCCCCUGCUUGAAAUGCCUAAAUUGGACUCCUUUGUUUACUUCCACGACAUAAAGACAUCACUACGUAACACUCGCGCUUCACUUGGCUAGCGCUCCGACUUAUUGUACGUGAUGGGCUAAUGGGCGGGACAUCUCUAAGUAGUUUACCAAUCACAACAGAGCCGACCAGCUAACCAAUCAGAGCAGACUGGGCUCUGGUUUCAGACAGAGGGUGAAAAGAGGUGCUGCAGCACAGGCAGUAUGAGAACAAUAAAGAGCUUUCUGAACAUUAAAGCAUGUAAUUGUGUCACAGCAGAGUACACAAUACAAAUAUGAACCGCAAAUUGAGCAUAAUAGGAACCCUUUAACAUUACAUUUUUCAGAAAGGAAACGCAGGUACAUUUAGAGGAAGAUGGUAAGAGGGUGUGGCAGUGUGGGUUAAAGAGAAAUAGUGUUGUCUGUACUGUUUUGUGUGUAAUAGAAUCAUUUAACCCUCUAAAGCUUUUUGUACAGGAAUAUAUCCUAAUAUGACUCGCUGGAAAAGGAGACAAACUUUCACCCGAACCAUAAACAAAGGCUAGCUCCCAUCGAAUCAUAUGAACACACGGGAGGUGUCACAUGAACGGCUAAAGUGACCCAUGUCAUAAAGGUGUAAACAGGUACUUUGAAGUAUUAUUUCAAGCUUGUACAGAAAAGUAUCGUCAGUUUUAUAUUUAUUUGUCAUAAAAGUAAUCAUCCUUGGAAUAACUGUACAUGUAAUGCCUGAAUAAACAAAACUACAGCAAA
Gymnodraco acuticeps is the source of this 6475-nucleotide messenger RNA. RefSeq names its product pleckstrin homology domain containing, family H (with MyTH4 domain) member 2 (gene plekhh2). Bases 341 to 4681 code for a protein of 1446 amino acids. Gene Ontology annotation, molecular function: actin binding. Gene Ontology annotation, cellular component: cytoplasm; cytoskeleton. Gene Ontology annotation, biological process: negative regulation of actin filament depolymerization. The record is from RefSeq and is a predicted model, not a curated record. Lineage: Eukaryota; Metazoa; Chordata; Actinopteri; Perciformes; Bathydraconidae. The transcript is spliced from 30 exons.